Cyclopterus lumpus (lumpfish) is the source of this 4511-nucleotide messenger RNA. Its product is annotated as E3 ubiquitin-protein ligase TRIM39-like. The coding region runs from base 358 to 2037 and encodes 559 amino acids. Lineage: Eukaryota; Metazoa; Chordata; Actinopteri; Perciformes; Cyclopteridae. Gene Ontology annotation, molecular function: protein binding; zinc ion binding. The transcript is spliced from 3 exons. The record is from RefSeq and is a predicted model, not a curated record.
GAGAACUGCUGAGUCACUUUUCCUGAAGUGAAAGUAAAGUGAGUCUGAGACAGCAGAGCUGCAGUCGAGACAAGUCUCUCUGUUUCUCUCUAAAGAAACAUUCAACUGAAUCCAGCAGCUUUCUCUCAACAACAACAACAACAACAACAACAACACAACAGAAUCUCUGACAAACACUGUUCAGGUUCUCAUUACUUCCUCCACCGCUCCCUGUUGGCGACGGGCCACAGAAGGAGGAGCUGUAGAGUCACUUUUCAGGAAGUGAAAGUAAAGUGAGUCUGAGACAUUCAACUGAAUCCAGCAGAUUUCUCUCAACAACAACAACAACAGAGUCUCUGACAAACACUGACUGUAGACAUGGCUGCUGCCAGCAUGCUGAUGACUGAGGAUCAGUUUCUGUGCUCCAUCUGUCUGGAUGUGUUCACUGAUCCAGUCACCAUACCAUGUGGACACAACUUCUGUAAAGCCUGCAUCACUCAACCCUGGAACAUCAAUGUCCCCUAUCACUGUCCCAACUGUAAGAAGUCUUUCUCCACCAGACCUGAGCUGCAGGUCAACACCUUCAUCUCUGAGAUGGCUGCUCAGUUCAGACAGUCAGCUCAACAGAAAGCCAGCAGCAGCAGCUCAGAGCAACAAGCUGCCAAACCAGGAGAAGUUCCCUGUGACGUCUGCACUGGAACCAAACUGAAGGCCCUGAAGUCCUGCCAGGUGUGUCUGGAGUCCUACUGUGAGACUCACCUGGAGCCUCAUCUGACAAGACCAGGUCUGAAGAGACAUCAGCUGAUCGACCCCGUGGAGAACCUGGAAGGCAGGAUGUGUACGAAGCACGACAAACUGCUGGAGCUGUUCUGUAAGACCGACCAGAUGUGUGUCUGCAUGCUCUGCACUUAUUCAGACCACAAGAACCAUGAUGUUGUUUCUCUGGAAGAAGAAUAUGAAGGUAAGAAGGCCGAGCUGGAGAAGACUGAGGCUGAAACCAAGCAGAUGAUCCAGAUGAGACAACUGAAGAUUCAGGAGAUCAAACACUCGGUGAAGCUCAGUGAGGAAGAUGCAGACAGAGAGAUAGCAGGUGGUGUUCAGGUCUUCACCGCUCUGAAGGAGUCUGUUGAGAGAAGCCAGGCUGAGCUCAUCGACACGAUCAAAGAGAAGCAGAGAAAGACAGAGAAACAGGCUGAAGGCUUCAUCAAAGAGCUGGAACAGGAAAUCUGUGAGUUGAAGAAGAGAAGCACUGAGGUGGAGCAGCUCUCACACUCCGAAGACCACCUCCACCUCUUCCAGAGCCUCAGGACCCUGAAGGCUGCUCCACCCACCAAGAACUGGAUUGGAGUCAGAGUCAGUCCACCUUCAUAUGAGGGGACUGUGAUGAGAGCUGUGAACCAGGUGGAGGAGACGCUCAGUAAACAGAUGAAGGUGGUCGAGCUGAAGGGGAUCCAGCAGUCUGCAGUGGAUGUGACACUUGAUCCUGAUUCAGCACAUCCUGAGCUCAUCCUUUUUUAUGAUGGAAAAAAAGUUAAACUUGGUAAUGUAAAGAAGAAUCGUCGAAACAACCCAGUGAGAUUUGAUCAAUGGUUUUGUGUCUUAGCAAAGCAGAGUUUCUCUUCAGGAAGAUUUUACUACGAGGUUCAGGUUAAAGGGAAUCCUAACUGGGAUUUAGGAGUGAUGAGAGAGUCGAUCAACAGGAAGGGAUUUAUCACACCGACUCCUCAGAAAGGUUUCUGGAUGAUAUGGUUGAAUGAGAAUGAGUACGAUGCUCUUGAAGACCCUCCAGUCCGUCUCUCUCUGAAGUCUCAGCCUCAGAAGGUGGGGGUGUUGGUGGAUUAUGAGGAGGGUCUGGUCUCCUUUUAUGACGUUGAUGCUGCAGCUCUUAUCUACUCCUUUACUGGCUGCUGCUUCACUGAGAAACUCUUCCCACUCUUUGGUCCAAGUGUUCUUACUCGUGGUAAAAACGCUGCUCCUUUGAUCAUCUCUCCUGUCAAUCACAGUGAGAAGAACAGACCAUUUGGUCUUAAACAGAAAGCAUCACAACUGUUUAAUUAAAUACAUGUAACGUUCCGGUGUCCCGUGGGCGGGCCCGCCAACUGUGCGCUGGAGAUUGUACCGUUCAUCGUCCAUCUAUUUAUAGUUAGGUACUAUUGUUGUAUGUUUCUGGAAACCUACGAUUCUUGUGAUUCUAACUAUCCACUCCAUUUCAAGAUCGGACCACCACAGCAGCUACAGGCAACGUUUUUGUCAGACAACAACAAACAAAUGUUUUUAAAAUCAAGCCGACUCACCGAUGAAGCUUCGUUUUGAGCCACACAUCACAUUCCAAUAAAAACGGUCUUGUUACGUCGUAAAAAGGUCCAUACGAUCCAAUUCAGUAAAAGAUUUUGUCCAAAACACGUGAUUACAUCCAUAAAUAUCCACAAACUGCUGGUGCGUCAUUUCAAAUGAGCCAAAUAUAUUUCAGAAAAGUAGCUGUAAAAGCCGUUCUCUGCUGCGCACCUUUACAACCCGGUUAUCAAACUGUUUGUUUGACUCUAACCUUUCGAUUGACACCAAAUGUAAGCCAAUAGGAGCAAGAUAUCCUCUUCUAAACCCACAUUAGCCAACCAGAGUCAGCGAAGAAGAAGAGGGCUGACCAACACUUAAGAGUGUUACCUUUCGAAAGAGACUAACACGUGCAUUUACUCCAAAUGGUUCUCCUACAGCUUUCAAUUUACUUUGGGUACGUCUGGAUAGGCUUUUUCGUGAAUUUUACAGGAACGCUAAGAGGUUAAUCAGUGAUGUAUGUUAUAUACAUUCAUUUUUCAGAUUGUGAACAAUGUAUUUUCCUCUGAGUCACAUUGCUACUCACUACGACAACACAUAUAUUAUAUCAUAGAUAUUUACCAGCUGCAACAGCGUGUUCAUGGUAUUGGUUUCAUCUUUUGAGUCUGUAUGUGUCAUCAAGGCAAAAUGAGAUCCUGGAGACACCUGCUGUAGCAUGAACAUGGGCAGUAGCAUGUGUUCAUGCCUUUCCGUGGACAGACUGUCAAUGCGAGAGUGUAACAACUGUGGAAGAAAUUAGGAAACGUUACAGGUGUGUAGCUGAGGAUCUAAUGUAGUCUAAUGUGUUAUGACUGCAGUACCUGCCUUCACGAGGGUUGAAUCACCAGAAGACAACGUGCUCAUAAAGAAGAAGUAUUUCCACAAUCCUUACAUUUUCCUGGACCGGCGAGGGCAUUUCCUACCAAUUAAAGCCUCUGAGGGAGCAGAGCAAAAGAAAAAUAACCUUUUAUGUCCAACAUUUUUUAGUGUCAGAUAAUCUCUGGUCUGUGUUUAUAGAGGAAACAAGUCUGUAAAGUUGCUUAAGCUAAUGCUACAAGAGACUGAAUCUCAGUGGGAAACAUUGAUCAGCAGCAUCACAACUGGUUUGGAAGCAGAUCGUGGUACAAAACAAAGUAUGUGGGAACUCUGGGAAUGGACUUUUCAGUGAGACAUCUGGUGUUCAGCAGUUCAACUUUCUAAUGACAAUUUGCAUUCCAACCAAAACACAUCUGGAUUGGACUUUUAAUUCUUACAUGUUAAUUUCUCACAAUGUACUGUAUGUUUACCCAUGCUGUACCCUGUCCUCUUAUCACCACAUAACAUGUUCCACUUCUGCAGACGGUUCAAUAGUACAUUGCAAAUAUAAUAUCAAAGACUUGUACUUUCUGCAAAUAUAUAAAAAGUAUACAAAAGUUACGCUAUCACCCAUUUUAAAAAUACAUCUUUUAACACUUUAAAAUUGUACUGUAGUGUACUUUCAAUAAGAAAAAUACACUUUAAGUGUAAGUUCUGUGCAAUGAACUUUUUUUUUCAAACAUUUUAAUAUUUUAAAAUGUAUGCUUUUAAAGCACAUUUGAUAAAUACCACAUUUCUUCUAUUAAGUAAACUUAUUCCUGCCAUUUUAAUAGUAUUAUUUGGGAAUUUGUUAAGGUAUCCUGUGAAAAUGCACCAAAAGCAAAUUUUUAAAAUAUAUAUUUUGAUAUCUUGCCGUUUUAGAAUAUCUUAGUCGGAAAGCUAACGUUAGCUAGCAUUUAAGCACAGUGUGACCUCUAGAAGAGCUUCAGUGUAAAUAUAACCACAUCUGUUUCAGCCAACGCAGCGUGCUUAUUAGCAGGUGCAAUGAUAGUUGUCAAUCUUUCAGGGCCACUUGAAUUCGGUAAGCAUGCCUUUUUUUGUUGUUCAUGGCUACAACAGUUAACUAGCUAACAGUGCAGUACAAUGGGAGUCAGGGAAGGGACGUCAUCGAGAAACAAGUUUCUGUUUACCAAUUUAAAAGUAACGUUUGUUGCACUUAAAAAAUCACACUUAUUGCUUUUGAUGAAACCAAAGCUUUUAUGACAUCUCUCGUCUCUUAACAGAUACUGUUAUUAAAAGUCCAGACGAGUGCCUCGGAUGUGUAACAAUGAGCGGUUCAGCCAACAAAACAAAAAUACACAAUAUGGAGCCUGUUUCAAUGUUUGUGGUUCAUAGUUAUACAUGUAAUAAAGAGAUUUUGAUUCCUA